CCGUGCCUGGGCAGGGCCCUUCCCGCGCGAGGCAGGCGUGAGGCCGCGCGCUAGCCCCGCGCCGUGACGCAGGCGCGGGCGGGCCUGGCAGUGGCGGAGAUGGCACUGUCAGACUCGGUCACUACUUGUCUUUCUCCACCUGUGCGUUAUGUGAUUUGCAAACUUGGAUACGAGAAAAAAGACACCUAUGAUAUUAGUAAUAUUUUGUCUGAAAAUGGUGAAGUAUGUUGGCAAGCUGUUACAGACCAUGUAUGUUACCUUGAAUCAGAUCAAAGCGUGGACUAUAUCAAAAGCAUACGAUCAUUAGGACCUGUAUGUGAAUCUGUUAAUUUGCACUUCAAAUCUCUGACCAAGGAUCAGUUUGUAGUUCAGUAUGCAUUAUGGUUCCACUGGACAAACUACACAGAGUUAUUUAUUGAAAUAUUUGAUGUUCUACGAUAUUCACAGACUACGGAAGUUGCUCUUGGCUUAAUGAAACUAACAUCAUGCUUGGAGCGAGCCUUGGGUGAUGUGUAUUUACUGAUUGGUAGAGAUUGCCCUUUCCUUCUAAGAGACUUGAUUGCUUCUGAGCAGCUUGCACUUGUCUUUGGACAAGCCGUAAUGAAUGUACUGAAGGUAUUCAUUGGAUCUCCCAGUGGUCUGAAUCUUCGUAAUGUUUUGUGGCAUGGGUUUGCAUCCCCACAAGAAAUUCCUGCAAAAUAUUGUGCUAUGCUGCUUUUUUUAACUGCAGGAUUGGGUCAGUUGUUACAGAUAUAUCUUCUGCAAACUAAAUUCAUUUUAGUACAUCGACCAUAUGUGAUCUUCAGUAGCUUAGAGGAGCUUGAGGUAUUUCCAGAUCUUAAUAAUGAAGCACUUUCCGUAGCUGAAGAGCUAGUAAAAUUGUCCAGUUUUGUAUUAAAAACAAUGCUACCAUUUUGGAUGGCUGCUUUAACAGCUUUCAAGCAAAGCAGGUAUGCUGACUGUGUGAUUCUCUUACUUCCUCAGCUGGAAGUUGGACUUAGAUUGCUUUUCACUACAACUAAUAAAUGUCCAAAUCGAAUGCUAACAGCCGAGUCUUCUGCUCUCUACACCACUUUUGAUGAGAUGCUAGCAAGGAAUUUGGACAAUGAAGAAGUCAACCAACUUCCUGCAGUUCUUGAGGAACCUGCCAUGGAAUUUCUUUGGGAUUUCUUGAACCACCAGGAGGGUCCACGUAUAAGAGAUCGUUUAAGCCAUGGAGAGAUCGAUCUAAAAGCAUUUCCCAAAGAAGUAGCUAAUCAGAUAGUUGCAUUUGCAAUUACUCUUCUCUGCAGGUUCUCAGAUGAGGACAUGUUUGCUUUUAAGGAACACCUGGUUAUAAAACCACUGAUGAACUGUGCAAGUUGCUACCGUUCUCGAUUUCAUCCAAUUUCCCAGCUCAAGAAACAGGUGCUGGAAUGCAUGAAGAGCAUUCACUUAUGGCCUGAGUUGCCAGCAGUGCCUGAGGAAUACAUUGGGACAAUGAAAGGAUUGGAAGGAAAUUCUGAAGCCAGUACUUUAAUUUUGAUGAUAUCUGAAAUUAUAUCUCAGUUGCAGCAAUAUAUGCCCCAGAAUUGCUACAGUUCAGAUGACCCAGUCAAUAGUGUCCUAACAGAGAGGUUGCUGGCUGAAGUUUGUGCUAUGCAUGUUUGCACACUUUAUUCUCCACGACCUGUUCUGGAAAUCCUGGUGGUACUUCGUAAAAUAAGCACACAGUGCCAUCAAGUGUCUAAACAAGUUAUUGCCAGCACAGAGUUGAGGUACAAACAGUGGAUGAACAAGACUCUACGUUCUCGCCAGAGGCAUAACUAUCUGCGAAUGCUGAACAGCAUUAAGCUUUUGUCUCCAAUGUUACGUCUCAUCUUAGUGCUGAUUACUUUGGAACUAGUCAACAUCCAUUUGGUUUCUAAGAAGAAUCCUUUUGAUUAUCAGCAGUAUCUAAAGUUUUUGAAGUCAAUCUUGCAGUAUACUGAGAACUUGGUGACAUACACAAGUCCUGAGAAAAACAAGUGGGAUGAAACCAUGGAGCUCACAAACAAGGCUUUGAUAAAAAUAAGGAAAAUCAGUGACAGAAAGCUAAUGUUAAUGCUGCUGGCUACAUAAAUUUAAUGGUUUUAAGAUUAUUUGGACGUUAUAUCUUAAGAGUUCUCGAGUUCUCAAAUAUGACAAGUCUCGUUCAAAGACAAACUUCAUCAGUCAUUGGCAAAUUUGAGGUGCCAAAUACAGUCUUUUUAUUAGAAGGUGGCUGUUGGGGCUGGAGUUGAAUGAUCAAGCUCCAAAGAGUGGACUAUUUGCCAAAUCCAGCAAAAAGAUUUACUGUGAGCUAAAUCAUGAUGAGGCAAGUUCUGCCUGAAGUAUGUAUUUCGUAGCUUGUGUGGGGUUUUUUUUCAGUUUUUUGAUAGUUUUCUAUUUUACUGAAAACAUCUAAGAAGAGAGUGUGACUAAAAUAUCUGGAAAAUUUUAAAUCCAAAAAUUAAUUUUUUACUCUGAUAUGUACUGGAAAUAAUGUCAGACACUGUGAUCAACAGGGCAAGAAAUUAUGAACAUUUAGCAUAAAGCAGUGCUCUCUAGCAGCUGUUGUUGUUAUUGUUGUUGUUGUUGAACAACAACUGUUGUUGUU
Apus apus (common swift) is the source of this 2617-nucleotide messenger RNA. It is a transcript of the gene ERMARD, whose product is annotated as ER membrane associated RNA degradation. Bases 100 to 2100 code for a protein of 666 amino acids. The record is from RefSeq and is a predicted model, not a curated record. NCBI's taxonomy places the organism in Eukaryota, Metazoa, Chordata, Aves, Apodiformes, Apodidae. The transcript has 18 exons.